CUUGUCAUACUGUGACAUUCAUUCAAGAAAUUCCGCUUUUUCCAGGAAAAGAAUCAUAACAUUAGCAAGAGGAACCUAGUGAAACUAAAAGAAACUGUAAAACUGCAGUUUCUAAGCUUUCGUCACUCGCAACGAAAGAAUAGAGUGGUGACAUUUCGAAAAUCAGUAGCAAAACCUGCUUGGCAACUGUAAAUCUCCUCCUAACAAGUUUAUUACAGCUUCACGGAAGCGAUCCAUAUGCAUAUUUUAUAGUCACGAUACAAUUUCCCGGAAAACCAGCUUCCGCAGUAUACUUAUAACGUGUAGCUCAUCGGCGAAAGGUCUUCGAAAGAACGCUUAAGAUCAGUUAAACCAUUGCUUGUAGUGAUGCCGUGGUGGAAGUCAUCUGAGUCGCAGCGACGGGAUUUUGAGGUGGUAAUCUACGAAAAGGAUUACAAACAGCUAUGCGCUUGGGUACUCAAGAAGACGAACAUCGAGACUGGAGGAGAUCUGUUUGGUUUGUGGGCUGACAAACACACUGCUGUUAUUCAGUUCGUUGUCGGUCCUGGCAAAGGAUGUCGAAGAUCUUCGGUAUCUUUCUACCAAGAUAUUAGCUACUUGGAAGAGAUUGGUUCGCACAUGACAAAACAUGAAGGCGUUUGUCAUAUUGGCGAGUGGCAUUCUCAUCAUCAACUUGGUCUCGCCAGGCCGAGCGGGGGAGACGAGAAUACUGUGUGGAACAACAUGCCCACCUACAACUUGAAGAGGUUCGUGAUAUUCAUCGCCAACAUUGAGUCGUCGCGACAGAACUCCUACAAUGUGAACAUUGGCUGCUUUCUGUUUGAACUUGAGAUUGUCAAAGGCAAAGGGGAACAACUUCCAGUGUUGCAAGGAACUUUCAAGAUACUGCCAAAAGAGAGUCCAUUUAAUGGGAAACUGUCGGAGAAGAGAAACGAAGGUGCAGAGAAGGAUAACGAGAAAGACAUAGAAAUGAAAGAUAUAAAGAUGGAGAUAUUGCCUGAACGACCCCCCCUAGUAAUUUAUGCCAUAAAAUCAUCCUCCUCCUUGCGGUACAAGAGGCAUCAACCCAGUGAUGAAAAAUCAGGGAAUCAAACGGCAAACGAGAAGAAGAAAUCGAAAAUAGACGAGACAGCCACUUCCGCUGGUGACAAAACCGCUCAGGGAAAUGAAAACGUGACACCAGAUGACUCUAAAAGAGGAACAGCCACUAGUGAUUCAAAUGAUCGAAAUGAUUCCCAUAGAAGCCAAAAGUCAAGUGGAGUGCGAAAAAAUGACGAGGGAAAUGCAGAGACAAGUAGAGAAGAAGAAACAAACUCAGCAGGUGACCCACAGCCUCCGGAAAAAAAAAAGGUGCAUGAAGUUCAACCCGGCAAUCAACAGUCGGAGGGUGACGCAAAUUACAGUUGCAGUGCUUCCCAUAAUAAGAUCCAAGAGCAGAAGGAUGGCAAGGUAAAUGAAAAGCCAAGCGAAGCAGAAUGCGAAAACUCAACAGAUGCAAAUGAUCAGAACGCCUCUAAUGAUAAGACUCAACAAGGAAACCCAAGCGUAGAGUCAAACAGUGACAGGCGGGAAGCAAAGACAGAAGGAGGAAAAUCAACAGAUGACCCACAGCAUUUAAAAGGAGACCAAAACCAUGAACCUCAACCUCCCAGUCCAGUUCUGGAAGGCGAUGCAACUGAUCACAACGCUUCCAAAGAUAAGACCCAUGAAGAGGACACAAGUGAAAAGUCGCCGAAAGACGGGGCGAAAGCACUGACAGAAGGAGGAAAAUCAAGAAAGGACGCAGAGCCACCUCAUGAAGAACCGAACAAGACUUUCGAUCAGGUUAAUAAGGAUCAAACCUCAAGACCAAAAGAACCUGUGUCAGUGCAAGGGGAGGCGCCUCCGGUAGAAAAACAGGCCAAAUCCAUGAGUCAGACGUCGAAAGGUGAUGCUAACAAGCAUGAGAAUCCACAGAAUAGCCUGGAAGACCAAACAGUACAAGAAAAGAAAAGUAAAGUCGACAAGAAAGAUGGGGGCAGUGCAAGAAAAGAAAAGCAAGCAAAACCAGUGGAAGAAAAGAAAAGUAAAGUCGACAAGAAAGAUGGAAGACACCAUGGACCGCCAGGAAGAGCAAAACCACAGAAACAACAAGCGGCUAAAGAUGCCAAGAAAGAUAGCAAAGGCAAGGGCGGCAGUCAAAAGAAAGACGGCUUCACAGCUGGAACCAAACUCUAACCCAAACAGACCACCAAAAUGAAUUACAACCAAGUUGAACAGAGACAUUAUUCAUCCCUUAACUCAUGGAACUCUGAGCUUUGCACUAACGCCGUGACAGCUGUUUAUAGCGGUACUCUUAUGUUUACAUUAUUCAAAUAUCGCAAUUUCCGCUGCACAACUGAAAGUAAUCAGCCAUUACCUAUAUUAAACUUUCCUUAGCUUUUCGAUUGGUCAAGAGAACUUUGUACCUCUCUUAACCAAUCGAUAAAAAAUAUCCCGACUCAGGAACGUACGUUUCCUUGCGCUCGAGUUCUCUUACUAGUCCUCGCUUUGGGUUCUCAGUGGCUCCUAGUGAUAUUUUCCUUGUUGUAAUUGGCUCAUGUGAAAUUUUCCUCGUUUAUGAUUGGCCACUUAUUCUUUUUUUUUUUAAAUCAGUUUUAUUGUGUAUGACUUAUAGAAGUCGUAGACCCAAUAGGGUUGGUGCAAACAGGACACAAGGACCGAUGCGAGGCACCGCCCUUUAGAAAGGCACUUCGGGAGUAAAGUGUUUUGCCCAAGAACACAACACAUUCACAAGGCCAGGUGUCGAAACCGGACUGACCAUGAGGCCACUGUGCCUCCCACGUAUUGUGAUAACUAUGGUCUUGGACUCAAAAUAUUAAUCCAAAAGGGCUCUUCGUCCUGCAAUAAAUCGUGUGUAACGGACCAUCGGAUUUUUAACCCUGUUUCCCUGAUACAAAUAUUGAAGUUAUAGUCUCUGUUGAAAUUUUCAUAUCCCUAAAAACUUGAACAUCAGCGUAAAGUACAUGUUUAGUUUUACUCUCAGAAUCAGGGUACUUUAAGAGGAAUUCAGAGAAAGCUUUUGUCUGUUUUAACCUACCUGAAAAUGGCAGCAGCUGAACACAAUGAAAUCAUUGACUACCUUGUUUACAUGAUUCUCCAAAGAAUACUUAUGCAUUAAGAUACACAAAAGUGCUGA
Messenger RNA from Stylophora pistillata, 3178 nucleotides. RefSeq lists its product as uncharacterized. The record is from RefSeq and is a predicted model, not a curated record. NCBI's taxonomy places the organism in Eukaryota, Metazoa, Cnidaria, Anthozoa, Scleractinia, Pocilloporidae.